AUGGCAAGCCACAUUAUGAUACUGAGUUUGCUAGCUAUUACUUGUAGUCUUGCCAUUGGUUUUGAGCCCAGUCCUUUGCAAGAUUUCUGCGUAGCCGAUCCUGCUAGCUCAGCUCGAGUUAAUGGCCUUGCUUGCAUGGACUCAAAACUUGCACAGGCGGGGCAUUUCUCCUUUGCUGGUCUCCAUGUGCCUGGCAACACGUCAAACCCCCUCGGCUCUAGGGUUACCCCAGUCACUGUGGGACAACUGCCUGGACUAAACACCCUUGGCAUCUCCAUCGCUCGCAUUGACUAUGCACCACAGGGUGUCAUUCCACCUCACACACAUCCUCGUGCCAGUGAGAUACUCACAGUCCUAGAAGGCUCUCUGCAGGUUGGCUUUGUGACGUCUAACCCGGACAAUCGGCUCAUCACCAAGGACCUUAGGAAGGGUGAUGUGUUCGUGUUUCCGGUGGGACUUCCUCAUUUCCAGUGGAAUAUGGCUGGGGGAAAAGCAGUUUCACUCUCUGCCUUGAGCAGCCAGAAUCCCGGUGUCAACACUAUUGCCAAUGCUGUUUUUGGAUCCAACCCAGGCAUUGCUGAUGAUGUUCUGGCCAAGGCUUUCCAGGUGGACAAAACUACAAUUGAUCAUCUUCAAGCACAGUUCUAGAUGAGUGGAAGCCAUAUGAAGAAGAAAAUUUCUUUCCCCAUUUGUGUUUUAGCUCUAUAUCUGUUAUAUUG
Molecule: messenger RNA, 719 nt
Organism: Vitis vinifera (wine grape)
Lineage: Eukaryota; Viridiplantae; Streptophyta; Magnoliopsida; Vitales; Vitaceae
Product: putative germin-like protein 2-2
Exons: 2
Coding region: 1-648 (215 amino acids)
Cellular component (GO): cell wall
Molecular function (GO): manganese ion binding
Source: RefSeq, a predicted model, not a curated record